AUGGCACUCUUGACUCUUUCGAAAAGCAAAGAUAGAAACUUGGGAGAUGAAGGAAAACUCAAUUCAACGGGGAAAGAGGAGCCUCUUAUUGGCCCCUUGUGCCAAGAUGGGUCCUUCUUUGCUCCGGAGGUUCCUAUCGGUCCUUGUUUAUCAGAUGGCUCGUUCAACUCAGCAUCAACUUACAGGGAUGCACCACCAAAGCCCAAGCAGGGCGCACUUCAGAAGGAUGGGUCAUUCAAUACUACUGAGAGUACUGAGAGGGCACCAACACCAAUUGAGAGUGUUGAACAGCAUCCUGUUGGUCCAAGGAUGUCAGAUGGAUCAUUUGAAGCACCAACUCUAACUCACAGGGCUGCCCCACCAAAGCCCAAGCAGGGGCCACUUUGGAAGGAUGGGACCUUCAAUAAAACGAGUGACACUGACUUGGCCCGGAUAGGGAUCCAAGAAGGCAUUUUGGAGAACCAAAGAGCGUGGGCAGCUCCUCCUCCACCUGAAGACCACCUUGCCUUUCUUUCUGCUAAGAGUCCUGUCUUGGCGGCUGGUGAAUUAGGAAGAGCUACUGCUGUACCUGAUGAUUCUGAUAAUGUUCCCGUGCCGCCCAAAGGUGCAUUGCGAGGUAUGGGCCUCCCUGAGGGAUUUGGUAAUCCAAAGAAGAAUGGGAGAGGAGGGGCUGGCAAGACUGCUGGUUAUCCAAAGAACAAUGGGAGAGGAGGGGCUGGGAAAACUGCUGAUUAUCCAAUGAAGAAUGGGACGGGAGAGCCUUCCAAUAAGUCUGACCACCCUAACAUUGGAUGGGCCAUGAUGGCCAAAAUGGGUUUCAGAGGGGGUGGUCUGGGCAAGUACGGACAGGGAAUUGUGGAACCAAUUCAAUUUGUUCCGAAUUUUAAAAGGAGGGGCAUUGGGUUCCAGGAAGAUGAUGUUGGGGUCCAGGAAGAUGAUGUUGGGUUCCAGGAAGAUGAUGUUAUUGACUGAUGUCGAAAGGGAUAUGGGGAAGGACGGGCAAGGAAGGACAGGCAAGGAAUAAAAGAGCCAAUUAACCUGCCAAGAAUGAUAGGAAAAAGGGAUCGGGUUCAACUGACAGGGUU
Messenger RNA from Fragaria vesca subsp. vesca, 1085 nucleotides. RefSeq lists its product as uncharacterized. Bases 1 to 972 code for a protein of 323 amino acids. The transcript is spliced from 7 exons. The record is from RefSeq and is a predicted model, not a curated record. NCBI's taxonomy places the organism in Eukaryota, Viridiplantae, Streptophyta, Magnoliopsida, Rosales, Rosaceae. Gene Ontology annotation, molecular function: nucleic acid binding.